UUCAACUAAAAUCACUCAUCCCAAACAAUGUCUUCUUCUUCCACUACUCUACCAUUAUGCACCAACAAAACCCUCUCUUCUUCCUUCACCAACUCAUCUUUCUUAGCAAAACCCUCUCAACUUUUCCUCCACGGAAGGCGUAGUCAAAGUUUCAAGGUUUCAUGCAACGCGAACAAUGUUGGUGAGCAUGACAAAAACCUUGAAGCUGUUGAUAGGAGAAAUGUUCUUUUAGGCCUAGGUGGUCUCUAUGGUGCUGCUAAUCUAGCACCAUUAGCCGCCAAUGCUUCUCCUAUACCACCUCCUGAUCUCAAAUCUUGUACUAAAGCCCAUAUAAAUAAAGACGACGAGGUGUCAUACAGUUGUUGCCCUCCUCAACCCGAAGAUAUUGACAACAUUCCGUACUACAAGUUCCCUUCUAUGACUAAACUCCGCAUCCGCCCCCCUGCUCAUGCAGCGGAUGAGGAGUAUAUUGCUAAGUAUCAAUUGGCUAUUAGUCGAAUGAGGGCACUUGAUAAAGACCCUUUUGACCCUAUUGGGUUUAAGCAACAAGCUAAUGUACAUUGUGCUUAUUGUAACGGUGCUUAUAGAAUUGGUGGAAAAGAGUUACAAAUUCACUUCUCUUGGCUUUUCUUUCCUUUUCAUAGAUGGUACUUGUACUUCUAUGAGAGAAUCUUGGGAUCGCUCAUCGAUGAUCCCACUUUCGGUUUGCCAUACUGGAAUUGGGAUCAUCCAAAAGGUAUGCGUAUACCUCCCAUGUUCGAUAACGAGGCAUCUUCUCUUUACGAUCAAAAUCGUAACCAAAAUCACCGGAAUGGAACCAUAAUUGAUCUUGGUCAUUUCGGUAAAGAGACUCAAAUACCUCAACUCCAGAUAAUGACUAAUAACUUAACUCUAAUGUACCGUCAAAUGGUAACUAAUGCUCCAUGCCCCUCCCAAUUCUUCGGUGAGCGUUACUUUCUCGGAGUUGAUCCUAAAGCUCAGGGAACUAUUGAAAACAUCCCUCAUACUCCCGUCCACAUCUGGACAGGUGACACACCUAGACAAAAACAUGGUGAGGACAUGGGUAAUUUCUACUCAGCCGGUUUAGACCCGGUUUUCUACUGUCACCACGCUAAUGUAGAUCGGAUGUGGAAUGAAUGGAAACUAAUAGGCGGGAAAAGAAGGGAUAUAUCUGAUAAAGAUUGGUUGAACUCGGAAUUCUUUUUCUACGACGAAAAUCGGAACCCGUUCCGUGUGAAAGUCCGUGACUGUUUGGACAGUAAAAAAAUGGGGUACGAUUACGCACCAAUGCCUACUCCAUGGCGUAAUUUUAAACCAAUCAGAAAGGCUACAGCAGGGAAAGCGAAUACCGGUGCAAUUCCACCGGUUUCCAAGGUCUUCCCAUUAACUAAACUAGACAGAGCCAUUUCAUUUUCCAUCAAUAGGCCGUCUUCGUCAAGGACUCAACAGGAGAAAAAUGAAAAAGAAGAGAUACUAACAUUCAACAAUGUAAAAUUUGAUGAUACUCAAUACAUAAGGUUCGAUGUGUUCCUGAACGUGGAUAAGACUGUGAAUGCGGAUGAGCUUGACAAGGCGGAGUUCGCGGGGAGUUAUACUAGCUUGCCACAUGUUCAUGGAGAUAGUACUGCAAAUAUUACCAAUGUUACUUUCAAGCUGGCAAUAACAGAGCUUUUGGAGGAUAUUGGAUUGGAAGAUGAAGAAACUAUUGCGGUAACUUUGGUUCCUAAAGAAGGUGGCGAUGGUGUAUCCAUGUGUAGUGUGGAGAUUGUUCUUGUGGAUUGUUAAGUCCGCUUUGGUGGCUAUGGUGCCAAAUUUUAUCUCUAGUGUUUGUGUUUGUGUUUGCGUUUGUGUGUUUUCCUAGUUAAUGCUACUUAUGGAAUAAAUGGUUGUCUUCCAUUCAAUUUUAUGUCAUUAUUCUCAUUUUAA
Messenger RNA from Solanum dulcamara, 1926 nucleotides. Its product is annotated as catechol oxidase B, chloroplastic-like. NCBI's taxonomy places the organism in Eukaryota, Viridiplantae, Streptophyta, Magnoliopsida, Solanales, Solanaceae. Gene Ontology annotation, biological process: pigment biosynthetic process. The coding region runs from base 28 to 1785 and encodes 585 amino acids. Gene Ontology annotation, molecular function: catechol oxidase activity. The transcript has a single exon. The record is from RefSeq and is a predicted model, not a curated record.